Messenger RNA from Baudoinia panamericana UAMH 10762, 1451 nucleotides. RefSeq lists its product as uncharacterized. The record is from RefSeq and is a predicted model, not a curated record. Gene Ontology annotation, molecular function: aspartic-type endopeptidase activity. The coding region runs from base 1 to 1371 and encodes 456 amino acids. Lineage: Eukaryota; Fungi; Ascomycota; Dothideomycetes; Mycosphaerellales; Teratosphaeriaceae. Gene Ontology annotation, cellular component: fungal-type vacuole. Gene Ontology annotation, biological process: proteolysis. The transcript is spliced from 3 exons.
AUGUUCGUGACAAGCUUUUUGGCGGCUGGCUGGCUGAUGCAGGGCAUCGUAGCUACUCCGCUACCGUUUACUGAAAGGGAUGCAUUGAUUGAGAGGCCAAGCUUUGAGUUCCACCGCAGAGACCCAGUUACGAAGAGGGAUGCAACGCCGCUGGAGACAUCUUCCCACAUCCUACCCAUCCAGGGGACAAGUAUCCAAGCGCAAGGCUCAUCCGCGUUGCAAAGGUUUGUUCGCGCUGCCAGUAAUGUCACAACGCCGCUCAUAUCCGCGGAACGAGGUGGUGGCUAUGCCAUCCAGAUAGACUUCGGCGGCACAACGUUCGAGGUGGUUUUCGACACUGGCUCAAGCGACCUAUGGCUGGCCGAGACCGGAGUGCAAUGCGUCAACGCGAACGGCCGUUCCGUAACCGUGGCUCAAUGUGGCUUUGGCCCUUUGGCAGAUAGCACGUUCGAAGGUGGUAGCAUCGCUAAUGAGAACUUCAACAUCUCCUACGGCGAUGGCGAGUUCUUGAUUGGCACGCUUGGUCACGAGGAUGUCAGUAUUGCCGGGAUCACCGUGCCAAACCAGGAGGUUGCGCUGGUCAACGAAGCGUACUGGGUGGGUGACAACGUCACAUCCGGUCUCAUGGGCUUCGCCUUUCCCAGCUUGACCAGCGCCUUCCCGGGCAUCAAUCCUGCUCUGGACAACCCGAACAACACCGUGCCCUACACAAACUGGAUCUUCAAUGCCAUCGAACAAGGUCUCAUUGACCCGAUGUUCAGCUUGGCGAUCGAACGUGGAACAAAUGGCGGCGGAGGGCAACUGGCGCUUGGUGGACUACCAACAAUCCCAUUCGACCAGACUUUCACCUCGACGCCGCUGCAGAUUGUUGACUUAACGGACGAUGCGAAUGCCGCCCAAAACUUCAGCUUCUACACUAUCGUACCGGACGGCUUCUUGCUGUCGGGACAACAGCAAACAUACCGCGGUUACCGCAAUGUCAGCGAGAGUCCGGCCACGAAUUACGAUGCUAUUGUCGAUAGCGGGACAACCCUUAUGUACCUGCCGAACAACAUAGCGCAGGCGGUCAACGCCCUCUUCGACCCGCCGUCAGUCUACAUUGAAGAGGAAGGUGUCUUUGAGAAUUACUGCGAUGCCACACCGCCGACGUUCGCGAUCCGGAUCAAUGGCACGGACUUCUAUAUCAACAGCGCAGAAAUGUUGUUGACGGGUGCGGGAGGACAAGAUACCUACACCGGCGGAUGUAUAACUGGUGUGCAGCCAGGCUUCGGUGGGCCGUACAUUCUGGGUGACACCUUCUUGAAGAACGUGGUCGCUGUGUAUGACAUUGGCGCGAGCGAGAUGCGUUUCGCGCCGCAUGAGAAUCACUAGUGGGUGGACAGUUUGCGCGGCAACUUACUUAGGGGUUCUAGUCAUAGCGACGAGUAGACUGAGGAAGGCGAUGUUCAGCG